Molecule: messenger RNA, 1801 nt
Organism: [Torrubiella] hemipterigena
Lineage: Eukaryota; Fungi; Ascomycota; Sordariomycetes; Hypocreales; Clavicipitaceae
Source: the annotation of a GenBank genome assembly
CGUAGGUGGUGAGAUGGAGCUCUGCGCCCGUCGCGUCUCAAUUCUUAGCAACACGACCAGCGACAAAAAAAAAUAUCGACCAUCGCCGCAACUGUACCGCAAAAAUCAUAGCAAAAAGGUUCUGCGAGAAUCAGACAACUAGAGUUUAGUUCAAACACUAUUACAUUGGAGAUAGGUUGGGACUUGUCAGCUCUGGGCUGCUGUGAUUUCCUCAGACCACAACGAUAGUCAACACCGGACGCUUCACUAUAGCUGCCAAUCCUGCGACCUUGACCGACAAAAUAGCUUAAAAAGCACGACAUAUAAAACAUUACCGAUGUCUCUUUUCGGACAACCAAAGCCGGCGGCCACGGGUGGCCUGUUUGGUCAAUCACAGCUUGCACAACAACCGCAAGCCCAACAAACCACCGGCGCAUUUGGCCAGACACUGGGUGCUACGGCAGGAAAUAAUAUCAUGGCACAGUCUCAGCAAGUUCAGCAAAUGCCAGCGCUCGCACAAUCUCAAGCACAGCUGUCAUCAUCAUUGUGGCAGCCUGGAAAGGAAACACCUCACCAGAAGCCAAUCUUGGAACAGAUGAAGCUAGUUACUGACAAGUGGGAUCCGGCGAAUCCUAGCUGUGUCUUCAAGCACUACUUCUACAACAAGGUCGACGAAUCUCACAUCCCGUUUUAUAAGCCUCAGCCUCACGAGGAUCCCCGAGAGUGGGAGGAAGCUUUACAGAAUAAGCCUGGCCCCGAAUUUAUGCCCGUUCUCUGCUCUGGUUAUACAGGCGUAGCAGACCGUCUGAAGACACAGAAGCGCGCCGUUUCCGAGUUCAACACGAGACUGCACCAGAUCAAUGGCAGCUUGGAUGCCAUCUCCCAAAGACACGAACUUGAAACAGAUGUCCGAGCUUUGGCUGCACGCCGCCGACAAGUUACGAUUAACGAAAGAUGUCUCGCCCUAGCUGCCAGGGUCCAGAUCUUGAGAAAUAGAGGCUACGCCCUGAGUGGCGAUGAAGAUGACUUGAAGAACAGGCUGCAAAAGCUAGAGCGUGACGUUCAAGACCCUGCUCUUGAAGCCCGUGAAGAAGAGCUGUGGAGCAGACUGAUUGUCUUGCGUGGUUACUCUGAUAGACUGAGCAAAGAACUUGAUAAGCCUUCGUCUGAAGGACAAGAAAUCGAUGACGACACGCAGACAAAGGCUAAGAGGGUACUGGAAGACUACGAGAAGCAGCUUAGUCAUUUGAAGAAGGAACUCGAAUCUUUGGGUGUGGAUUACACGGAGUGGGAGAGGAGUCGUCACUCAUCGUAACGACAGGAUCAGGUCUGAUUGGAAAGAAGACAAGGCUAUUUGGGUUGUUUUGAAAAAGGCCAUGUAUCACAUACUGUUAUACCUAAAGUUUACGACAACGUUGUCUAUUACUUUGUUGUUUUAGUAACUGUUUGAUAUGCCGUCGCACGUGCCAGUAAAAGAGUGAAGUGAAGUGAAGCGUAAAGAGAUUAUUCGAUUCAUAAAGAUGCGCCUUCUUGACCAAUUGGAGAAGGUUUAAUAUAUCAUACAACGAGAUUUCAUGCCCAUCUCGUGAGGUAUCCCAUACAAUUCCCAUAACUUUUGUGUAGUUUUAUACUGAUACAACGCGCCAUGGUUUCCUGCCGAGCAGAAAAUGCCACAGCCACGUGCUUGUUUAUCGGAUCAUUUCCAAGACAGGGUCAUCUGCUGUUGUAAUUCCCCGUAUUUUGAUGCAACCCGGUUGCUUAGCUGAGUUUGGAUUGGGUAUUUAGAAGAUGCGGCUGACCAUGUCGAUGGCAAAAGGAGCUG